Penicillium vulpinum is the source of this 1392-nucleotide messenger RNA. RefSeq names its product putative phosphatidylglycerol specific phospholipase C. Bases 1 to 1392 code for a protein of 463 amino acids. Gene Ontology annotation, molecular function: hydrolase activity, acting on ester bonds. The transcript is spliced from 2 exons. Gene Ontology annotation, biological process: phospholipid catabolic process. The record is from RefSeq and is a predicted model, not a curated record. Lineage: Eukaryota; Fungi; Ascomycota; Eurotiomycetes; Eurotiales; Aspergillaceae.
AUGAAGACUACCGCUCUCAUUUCCUUGCUCGGCCUCUCCAGUGCCGCCAUGGGCGCUGCUGUGGAGAAGAGCAAGCCCACCACCAACGGCCCCUGGGGCUACAAGGCCGGCUCCAAGGAGUCCAUUGCCAACAUGAAGGACAAGAUUGAGAACGUUGUCUGGAUUCUCCUCGAGAACCGUGGUUUUGAUAACAUUCUCGGUGGUAUCAAGAAGAAGGGUCUCGACAACCCCAUCAACAACGGUCCUUUCUACAACUUGGAGGAUAUCACCAACCCCAAGAGCAAGAAUUGGUCCACCUCCAAGAAGAACUACGACUCCGUUCUCAACGAUCCCGAUCACAGUCUCACUGGUAUCAACUUCCAGCUCUAUGGUGAAUACAGCCCUGACAACGAGGCCAUUGCCAACGGCACUUUGACCCCCAACAUGUCGGGCUUCAUCCAGCGCCACAUGCUCCGCUACCCCAAGAUCUCCGCCCAGCGCGCUGCUGAUGAGGUCAUGGGCUUCUACACUGAGAGUCAGGUCCCCACCAUUGUUGACAUGGUUGAUGAGUUCACCACCUUCAACGACUGGUUCUCCUGUGUGCCCGGUCCCACCAACCCCAACCGUCUCUGCUCGGUCGCUGGUGUCACCGAUGGCCACGGAAAGAACGAUGCUGACUUCGAUGUCUCCGCCAUCCCCACCAACAGCAUCUUCCAGGCUGCCUCCGAGAAGGGUAUCUCUUGGUUGAACUACGACGGCACUAACGGCGCCUUCCUCCCCGAUGCCCUGUUCUUCAACUGGACCGCCAAAAACGCCAAGAGCAACGUCGUUCCCCUCGAGAACUUCUACCAGGAUGCCUACCUCGGUGUCCUUCCCCAGCUGUCCUACAUCAACCCCUCUUGCUGCGGUGCCAACACCAACUCCAUGCACCCCUCCGGAAACAUCUCCUACGGUGAGGUCCUCCUGAAGCAGAUCUACGAUUCUGUCCGCACCGGUCCCCAGUGGGACAAGACCCUUAUCCUCGUCACUUUCGAUGAGACUGGUGGUUUCUACGACCACGUUCCCCCCCCGCUUGCUGUGCGCACCGAUAACAAGACCUACACUGAGAAGGGCUACGACGGAAAGCAGUACACCUUCACCUUCGAUCGUCUCGGUGCCCGUAUGCCUACCUGGUUGAUGUCCCCCUGGGCCCCUAAGGGUUACGUCGAGGGCAAGGGUGUCAACCCCGCCACCGGCGAGACCUCCGUCUACAGUGCUACCUCUGUUCUCAAGACCCUCGGUUACCUUUGGGACAUUGAGGAUAUGGGUCCUCGUGUCUCUCACUCGCCUUCCUUCGACCACCUCAUUGGCACGAAGAAGCGCACUACCACCAAGUCUCUCCAGAACCCCCAUGUUUUCCCCAACGAUAUUUGA